AAAUCGUACUCCGCAAGCUACGUUGCCGCGAGAUGCAAGAAACAUUUCGGUACCCAAAGCCAAUCAAGUAUAUUCAAAAAGUUGUCUGUCGUCUGUCUUCAGCGAAACUUUCACUAGUGUGCGUUCCUUUUGCGAUAACCAAUGAAUAUACGUUUCUACGCGGUGUACUAACAACCACUCGAUAGUUUGUAUCACAUAUUGUUCAAGUAAUUACCGACAAAUAGGAUACGAAGAUGAAAUCUGGUGUUUGUAGAAAGUUUCAAGUGAAUCCAGUGAGAGGAUACUUUUAUCGCCGUUCGCGCUAUUGAUCAUGUUACACGUAACAACCGGCGCUGAUCUGGAGCACGUUCACGAGUACGUUGAGGAAGAAAUAGCCACUCCACAACCUCCACCCAGGCCAUAUGCAUUUGGUUAUGCGGCUGGAAGAUAUCCAGGACACAUCGACAGAACACAUUCCGAAGUAUCUGAUGGAUCUGGUGUAGUGCAAGGAUCAUACUCUUACGUAGAUCCAAAGCACAAAAUCCGGACAGUGGAGUAUAUAGCAGAUCGGGAAGGGUUUCACCCAGUUCUUAACGAACAUGUUCCUGAUCUACCAUCAGACACUCCGGCUGUAGCAGCUGCUAAACAAAAACAUUUGCAAAGAUACGCAGCGAUAGCACAGUCCCAUAAAGCCUCACAGGGAAGAGUGAUAGUACCGUUGGACACAAGAACAGUCGAGUACGCUAAACAGAAGCAUUUAGCGUUGUAUCAACAGAUUGCUGCAGAACACGCGCAGCAAGCAGCUGAGCUUGAGCAACUCAAGCGAGCACAAGGAAAUGAUGUUGACGAACAGUACUAAUAAUUAAAAUGGUACAUUAAGAAGGAUUUUUAUAAGUUGUAACAUAUUUUGUACGUUGAAUAAAUCUUAGGAUUACGUAGUACUCUUAAUGGAUGUCUUCCGCUGCACUUCAUUUACCUUAUCAUGAUGGCGCCUUAUUUGCCACGACAGUGGAUAUGACAGGAACGUUAUCAAAUAUCUUCCUAAUACCUGCUUUACACUCAGUAAGAUACAAAAGAUAUCUUGAUCAGACGCAUCCUCAUUAACAAAAACAGCUGAUUCUUUUUGUCAUUUUCUUGAAACUGCCGGUAUCCGCAUUACAUAGCUUAAAAAGUUACAUUAUGUUGAUUGUAUAUGACAUUAUAUAGGUUGCAAUCAAUUAAUGAAUUAAUUGCAAACAAUCUGACAUGAAAAUCCAAUUGAUUCGUUUUUCUGCAAGACCAGAUGCAAAAAAAUGACAGAAUCAGCAGUUUUGUUAGUGCGCAUGUUGCCGAGUGCAAAACUGGUAUUACUAUUGUAUAAUUCAAUGCUUAUUUAUUUCACCCCUUUUGCUCAAGGAACGUAUGUGGGGACAUGCAUCAAAUGUUAAAUUAAUUCGACUAUUGUCGAAGGUUAUAAAAAAUACAAAUAUGGCCAAAAUUUUUGUCCUCUACUCACGAGAAGUUUUGCGAAAAUAUCAGUAUCGAGAGAGUGAAAAUGCAAAUCUUGGCCAUUAAAUUUUGGGUAAAUUGAAACACUGUUCAAAGCUACCAAGCAACGUUAACACAGACGAAUAUGUGCUUUUUUUCAUUUUCUUCUGUUGAAACUGAUUAUGUACCCUGAAAUGUCUUUUACGUACCAGUUAGUGAGACAGAAAAGCAUUUUUACUAUGCGGUGUUGGUAUGCAAUUAUUUUUUUUGGUUUGAACUUCAUGUACAUUUAUAUUAGUAUUCGUCAAAAAUUUAUUACAGUUAUUCAUCUAUUUUACUUAUUCCAUCUCAAACACAUAAAAUGAUUUAAAUGGUAACUCGUUUGAAUUGAAAUUUUUGCAAGGUGUAAUUUCAAUGCUAAAUAUACUAAAUUAAAGUUUAACAUGAAAAAUAAAAAUAUCAUCACUUUUCCACAUUUGACCUUAUUAUGUUUUCUAUUAAUAAGACACAGUUAAUUAAAAUAAAGUUAUUUUGUUAUUUCUUUCCUAACAUCCAAAUUUCGUAAAGUCCGGUCAUUUGACCAGCUAUGAUAGAAAUAGAAGUUUUAAGUGUUUUGGUAGGUUUAGUGUUUAAAAUGUUUUAUAAAAUCAGGUGCAGCUUUAUGAGUAUCUAGGAGUUUUUAAAUCUCUAUUUUAAAUAAAAUCGUUUUUUAUAGAUAUCUUAUUUAACACGUUCGCUGCCGCUGGCUCUUAUAAGACUCAAUGCGAGAUGUUCGCCGGUGCCGCAGACUCUUAUCAGAGCCAAGGUACAAUACUGCAGGCACUCAAUGGCACAAAUUAGUAAAACGUGAUUCAGAUGGUAAAAAAACAAGUAUCCAGACAAAGAUGCAAGUCUUGUAGCAAGAACGGAAUCCGUACCCAAACGAUGUACGAAUCUAGAACAUGCCCUGAUGUUCCAGGAUUCUGCUUGGAGUGCAGCGACAUUAUUCACAAAUAAUUUUUUGCACUAAAAAUAGUCUGCAUUCACCACAAAUUCCUGUUUGUAUUUUAAAAAAAGUUGUUUCAUUUCUUUUUUUUUAUUUUAUUUAGUUUUUAUCACAUUAGGUGUAAUAUUUAUCGGAGAAGUUUUUGUUUACUUUUAUAAGUUCUCUACUAUUUUGAGUUACAAAAAUUAUUUUUAAUAUUUUAUUUUUGUUAACGGUCGAUAAUAAAUGUUUUUUUUUGCUUUUAGUUUAUUUCUAUUAUAAUAAACAAAUAAUUAUCUUCCGACUCUUAUAAGCGCCAGCUGGCACACAGGAAACCGAUUUGUAAGUUAGUGCCGUCGGCUCUUAGAAGAGC
Acanthoscelides obtectus is the source of this 2783-nucleotide messenger RNA. NCBI's taxonomy places the organism in Eukaryota, Metazoa, Arthropoda, Insecta, Coleoptera, Chrysomelidae. The record is from the annotation of a GenBank genome assembly.